This is a messenger RNA of Cajanus cajan (pigeon pea), 944 nucleotides long. RefSeq names its product SEC14 cytosolic factor family protein / phosphoglyceride transfer family protein. Lineage: Eukaryota; Viridiplantae; Streptophyta; Magnoliopsida; Fabales; Fabaceae. The record is from RefSeq and is a predicted model, not a curated record.
UCCUUUCCCUCCCUUCCUUGCCCAUUCUCAAAAUUAUCAUUACGUUCCCUUAGUCCCUCCCUUUCUCAUCCACGUCCACCUUAUAAAACCCCUCAUUUUCUCAAUCACAAUCAAUCUUCUCUAUCCACUCCCUCUUUCUCUUCUUCCACUCCAGCUUCCUUAAAACCAACAUGUGCGCUGUCGCCAUGUCGCACCUCCAACAGCUAGAGCUGCUCCACAAAUUAGAGGUCUUCAAGAUCAAAGGCAGGGACAAGCACGGCCGCAAGAUCCUCCGCAUUAUCGCCAAAUUCCUCCCAGCGCGUUUGGUGAGCGUGGAUGUUCUGAACAAGUACCUGGAGGAGAGGAUUUUCCCCAAGCUGGGGAAGAGGAAAUUCGCGGUGCUCUAUGUUCACACCGGCGUCCAGAGGAGCGAGAAUUUCCCCGGAAUCUCCGGUCUCCGGUGGAUCUACGACGCGAUUCCGGCCGCCGUGAAGGACAAUCUGGAAGCCGUCUAUUUCAUUCACCCCGGCCUCCAGGCUCGCCUCUUCCUCGCUACCUUUGGCCGUUUCCUCUUCAACGCUGGGCUCUAUGGGAAGCUGAGGUACGUGAGCAGGGUGGAUUACCUGUGGGAGAGUGUUCGUAGGAACGAGGUGGAGAUUCCGGAGUUUGUGUUUGAUCACGACGAGGACUUGGAGUACCGUCCCAUGAUGGAUUACGGCUUGGAGAGUGAUCACGCGAGAGUGUACGGUGCUGCUCCCGCACUGGAUUCGCCCGUCACCACCUACUCCAUGAGGUGCAUCUCAUAGGAUUAGUUACGUAUAUGAUAUUGUGCAGAAACAUAAACAAACAAGAAAAAACUUUAGUCCUUUUUCUUUUUUUUACUUUUUAGGUCCCGCUAGUGUGUCCAUACUUAUCCAAUAGUAUUUUCCCUUUUGUUUUCUAAUUCUAUCGCUGUUCCUUUCCUA